AUGGAUCCAGUCGAGAAAUCAAUUCGUGAUGCUAAGAUGGACAAGUCUCAGAUUUAUGACAUUGUUUUGGUUGGAGGAUCGACUAGAAUCCCAAAAGUCCAGAAGCUGUUGUCUGACUUCUUUUCUGGUAAAGAACUUAACAAGAGCAUCAACCACGGCGAGGCUGUCGCCUAUGGAGCUGCUGUUCAGGCUGCAAUUUUGUCUGGCGAUAAGUCUGAGAAUGUUCAGGAUCUUCUUCUUUUGGACGUUGCCCCACUCUCGUUGGGUAUUGAAACUGCUGGUGGCGUCAUGACUCCGUUAAUCAAGAGAAACACGACUAUUCCCACCAAGACUUCUCAAACGUUCACUACUUACUCUGACAAUCAGCCUGGUGUUCUUAUUCAGGUCUAUGAAGGUGAACGUGCUAUGACUAAGGACAACAACUUGUUGGGCAAAUUCGAGUUGAGUGGAAUUCCUCCUGCUCCUUGUGGUGUUCCUCAAAUCGAAGUCACCUUUGACAUUGACGCCAACGGAAUUUUGAAUGUUUUUGCCCAAGACAAGUCUACUGGAAAGCAAAACAAGAUCACCAUCACUAACGACAAGGGACGUCUUUCCAAAGAUGAGAUUGAGCGCAUGGUCCAAGAAGCUGAGAAAUAUCGUGGAGAGGAUGAAAUUCAGCGUGAUCGUGUUUCUGCAAAGAACGGACUUCAGUCUUACUGCUUUAACAUCAAGCAGAUAAUGGAGGAUGAUAAGGUUUGA
Meloidogyne enterolobii is the source of this 738-nucleotide messenger RNA. The record is from the annotation of a GenBank genome assembly. NCBI's taxonomy places the organism in Eukaryota, Metazoa, Nematoda, Chromadorea, Rhabditida, Meloidogynidae.